GCGGACGAGGAAAAAGCAAAAUGGCGUUUUACGGAGAAGACGUCGUAUUAUGUUUAUAAUAGUUAUGUGUUCUUCAUCAGUUUGUACAUGCACACAUAUAUGUGGUUUAAUAGAGUAAAUAUCGUUGUUAUUUGUUUGUAUCCGGAUACAUUAGUCUGAGCGCACUUUGACGCUUUCCGUGCUAGCUUAGCGUGCUAGUUAGCUUAGCUUGUUAGCUGCUAACAAAGAGAAGCAAGAGAGGCUAAGCAGAGAUCAAGUGUGAGUGUAAAGUGUUGUGAUUGUGUGAAAAUGUGCGAAGGAACGAUAGCAGAGUACGAGGAGGAACUUUGUCCAACAAAAGAGGAGAAGGAGCGACAACAUCAACUACUGAACGCUGUUUUCAAGAAACAUCAAGUUGUGUUACACAGAACAGAUUGCCUAUAGGAAGGCGAAUACAUGGUGUUUACGUGACGUCACACAUCCGGGUUAUCCCGGGUCAUCCGCCAUCUUGGGAGGCAAACAAAACACACCUGGCCUAGUUGACACGCUUCACGAUUAUUGACAAUAGCUUCGAGCAAACACUGGUGAAAGGCGCAUAAUGGUUAUUUCCUGUUGGGUGAAUGGAUGUACAAAUCGACGGGAUGGAUCAGUGCAGCGAGGAUUUUUCAGUAUUCCUAAAAUUAGACACAACGAAGGAGAACAGACAAGGAAAAUCAGCGAGGAGAGACGACGCUUGUGGUUGGCAAGCAUCAACAGGAAAGAGGAGCCAUCUCAACAUUCCAAAAUAUGUUCUGAUCACUUUGUAACAGGCAAUCCAGCAGCUUUGUACGACAGGGCUAACCCAGACUGGGCACCAACCCUGAAGCUUUCAGCCAAAUUGACACCAAAGAAGUUAGCACGUCUGGAACAAAGUGUUCUUGACGUCCAGCAGCCCCCCCACAUUAAAGAGGAAGAGGAGGAAGUGUGGAUCACUCAGGAGGAAGAGUGUCUUCUAGGGCAGGAGGAGGCUGAUCUCACUAAGUUUCCACUGACUGUUGUCUCUGUGAAGACUGAAGACCAUGAAGACAAACCACCUGAGUCCUCACAGCUUCAUCACAGUCCAAACGUCUAUGAACAACAUCUUGUCCCUGAGCAGCAGGAGUGGAGCUGCAAGAUGGAGCAGGAGGAGCCACAGCCCUCCCACUUUAAAGUGGUAGACAUAGCGCUGCAGAUCCCCCGUUUUAAAGAGGAAGAAGAGGAACACCGCAUCAGUCAGGAGGGAGAGCUAAAUGUGUUCUCAGUGGUUGUGAAGAGUGAAGAUGAUGAGGUCAAAAGUGAAAGUGAGGAGAGGAGAGAGGCGGAGCCUCCAAGCAGCAGCUCAACUCAACACAUGACAACAGAAGCUGAUGGAGACCACUGUGGAGGAUCACAAGCAGACAAUCUCUUAGCUCCACUAUCAGAUAGUGAGGACACAACGUCACACUCUCCUGACACUGAUGAUGAAGACUCUAAAGAGGAUAAGACAUGUCACACUGACAACACACACCUGACAUGCUCUUACUGUGACAAAACGUUCAAUUACCUUUGUCGUCUGAAAACACACAUGAGGAUACACACCGGAGAAAAACCUUUUACCUGCUCAGUGUGCGGUAAAGGUUUUGCCCGAAAAGACGUGUUGAAAGAACACACGAGAACGCACACUGGCGAAAAAUCUUUUACUUGCUCGAUCUGUGGGAAAGGUUUUGUGACAAGUACACAUUUGAAAGUGCACACAAGAAUGCACACUAAAGAAACACCCUUUUCCUGUUCAAUGUGUGGCAAAGGUUAUGUAACAAGUACAAAUUUGAAAGUGCACAUGAGAAGGCACACCAGAGAAAACACUUUUAUCUGUUCUGUCUGUGGUAAAGAUUUUUUACAAAAUCACGAUUUGAAAAGACACAUGAGAACACACACUGGAGAGAAAGUGUUGUGUUGCAGUGUGUGUGGUGAAGGAUUCUCUUAUAAGUACCAGAGUAAGAAACACAAGUGUGCUGGUGAGAACAGCAGCAGCAAAUGAAGAUGCAGGAUUCUAAAUAAACUGUCAAAACUUU
Molecule: messenger RNA, 2048 nt
Organism: Nerophis lumbriciformis (worm pipefish)
Lineage: Eukaryota; Metazoa; Chordata; Actinopteri; Syngnathiformes; Syngnathidae
Biological process (GO): embryo development; regulation of transcription by RNA polymerase II
Cellular component (GO): nucleus
Molecular function (GO): RNA polymerase II cis-regulatory region sequence-specific DNA binding; DNA-binding transcription factor activity, RNA polymerase II-specific
Source: RefSeq, a predicted model, not a curated record